Molecule: messenger RNA, 2550 nt
Organism: Nerophis lumbriciformis (worm pipefish)
Lineage: Eukaryota; Metazoa; Chordata; Actinopteri; Syngnathiformes; Syngnathidae
Source: RefSeq, a predicted model, not a curated record
AUGGUUGUAUGUUUGCCACUGUUGGUACUUUGCUGGACAUUUAGGCUUACCUGCAGCAUGACCUCGCCUGCAUGGUUCCAGAACAUUUCCACUAGCCUUUUCAAUUUAUCUGGUGAUAUUAUGUUAGGUGGGCUCUUUGCCAUCAACCAGAUGACCGGCAACCUCAGCCAGAGGACUGAGCCAAAUGACAUGAACUGUGAAAGUUUGAAUGAGCUCGAACUUGGACUUGCAGUGGUGAUGAAGUUUGCUGUGGAUGAAGUCAAUGCGAACCAAGCGCUGCUCCCCGGCAUCAAGCUGGGUUAUGAAAUCCAUGACACGUGCAAACAAACUGCUGUGGUUGUGAAGCCAACUAUCUCUUUCUUGUCUGCAAAAAACAGCAGAGAGCUAUCCGUGCAGUGCAACUACACUGACUACGAGACAAGCAUGGUGGCCGUGAUUGGUCCCUUCGACUCUGAAAUGGUGUCGGUCAUUGGGAAAGUUCUGGGAUUCUUUUUAAUGCCGCAGAUCAGCUUUGGCGCCACCAGCAACAAAUUCAGCAACAAGCGUGUCUACCCGUCGUUCUUCCGCACGGUACCCAGUGACACAUUGCAAAUUAAUGCCAUGGUGCUUCUGCUGAAAGAGUUUGAGUGGAACUGGGUGGCGGUGGUGGCCAGUGAUGAAGAGUUCGGUCAACAAGGUGCACAGGAGUUUGCCAAGAAAGCCGAGACCACGUCAAUGUGCGUUGCCUACCAGGGCAUGAUUCCGGUCUAUACCGACCCUAUAGAAACGGUUAAAAAUAUUGUCGACAACAUCCAAGCCACCAAAGUCAAAGUGGUGUUGGUCUUUUCUCUUCCGGAUCCAGCUGUGGUCUUCUUUAAAGAGGUUAUCAACAGAAAAAUACAGGGUGUGUGGAUCGCCAGUGGAAGUUGGGUUGUUGACUAUCGUCUGACGUCCAUCCCCAAUAUACAAACUAUCGGUACGAUCAUCGGCUUCACCUACAAAACAAAGACCCUUGAUUUGCUCCCAGCCUACACAGAGGUUCUCUUUACAAAACUGAGUGAGCAGAAGAAUACUUCCUAUGAUACAUCAAAGGUCCAGAAUCCUUGUCCACAAUGUUGGAACUUGUCACCUGCCAACAUGAGCUUAGUCAUGGAUCCAGCAGUAAGGAGAGUAUCUUUUAGUGUGUAUGCUGCCAUCUACAGUGUGGCUCAGUCAUUGCAUAAAAUGCUUGGAUGCAAUUCUACUACUUGCAAAUGGGAUUCAGAGACCAGAAUUCUUCCUUGGAAGUUGUUACAAGUGUUACAGAACACAUCUUUUAACAUAAAUGGCAAACACUUGGUGUUUGACAGUAGCGGAAACCCCAACAUAGGUUACAGUGUGAUCCAGUGGGUUUGGACCGACUCACAUUUAGGGUUUCUGGUUGUCGGAAGCUUUGAUGAAGAGCUCAACAUCAACAAGUCUCUUUUUGUAUGGCACACUGAAAAUUCACUGGUACCUAAAUCUACCUGUUCAGCGGCAUGUGGGAUCGGUCAAGUUCGCCGAGUCAAAGGCUUUCAUUCGUGUUGUUUCGAUUGUGUUGACUGCCUGCCAGGCACUUAUCAAGCCAAAAAUGAAGACAUCCAGUGUACCCCAUGCCCAAGGGGCCAAUGGUCGCAGUCUCUAAGCACUAACUGCAGUGAACCCACCUUUGAAGUCUUAUCCUGGGACACACCUGAAGCACUUUAUCUGGCCUUAGGCGGGGCACUGCUGCUGCUGUGUCAGGUCGGUGUGGCCGUCAUAUUCCUGCUGCACUGGCGGACCCCCAUGGUGGCGGCCUCUGGCGGACCCUUGACCUUUGUGGUGCUUUUCAGCCUGAUGGGAGCCUGCCUUAGUCUAGCGCUCUUCCUGGGGCAGCCAGGGGAUUCACUGUGUCGCCUUCAGCUGCCUCUCAUCUCUAUUUUACAAACCAUUGCCCUCUCUGUUAUCACAUCCAUUUCCCUGCAGAUAUUACUAAUAACAGAAUUCCACAGCAAGGCCACCCGUCACCUACAGACACUUCGAGGUCCUGCUUGCUGGCUGUUUUUGAUCAUCUGCUGCGCCUUUCAGGCCGGUUUCUGCGGGUGGUACAUCCAAGAGGGGCCGUCUUUGUCGGAACACAUAGCUAAUAUGGAGAUAGACUUCCUGAGGGCCUUUUUGUCAUGUCCUGUCAUACCGAUGGUCGGACUGGCCUUGAUGCAAGGCCUCAACAUUUUAAUGGCCCUUAUGUCAUUCAUGUGCACUUUCAUGGCGACAAAACCUCCGCAUCAGUACUACCUUGCCAGGGACAUCACCUUUUCUGUGUUAAUAUACUGCAUUAUUUGGGUGAUCUUUAUUCCCAUCUACAUGGGUCUGACUGAAAGAAACAGGUACACAAUUUUGAUUUCCUUCAAUAUGGUUAGUAACUUUGGACUAUUUGCAGCUUACUAUUUCCCAAAAUGUUACCUACUAUUGAGGAAACCUGAGCUCAACACCUCGGAGUACUUUUGUACCUUUUUGGAAGGUGCAAUGCCAGCUAGUGUGGAGCCGCAGAAUGGCAGUGGGCAAGACCAAUAA